UUUUACCAACAUCUUUUGUGCGUAUUUUAGUUGCAAACUUUAUUGCUCCGCGUUCUUCCUUUCUCUGUGUUUGUUUGUUUCCAGUUGCCACUAACCAGCCAGAGCCCCGGGGGGGAGAAGAGCGAGAGAGGAGGAGAAAUCUUGCAGCAAUCCCUCGCUUAGAUUCGCCAUUACCGCCGCUUUUGUUCCCACCAAGAUUACCACCCCCUCCUCCUCCUGUGCUCGAGCGCUCGCAUCGCAUUUCAGGCUGCUUCUUGAUUCUGCGAGGAGGUUGAAAUCUCUCGUGAUUGCAACAGCUGCCAUCCGUUCGUUCCGGUGGAGUGCACCCCUUCAUCACCAAGGAGGAGAAAAAGCUGUAAUCUUCGGCCGUUUCUGCCUUUCUGCAGCAAACGGUUGAAGAAAAGCCGCGUCUUUUGGGCGGAUUUCGCGGAGGCCGCUUGAGGUUUUUAGGCGUGGUUCGUGUGAGCUUCUCUUUGGAAUUUGUGGGGGAAAGAGUGAGGGAGGGAGGGAGCUCAGUGGGAGAGAUGGAGGGGAAUUUGCCGCCGAGAGGAGCCCUUGUCCAUGGCCAUGGCGGCGGCGUCGGCGCCUUCGAUCUGGAGGCGACGAUGCAGCCGCCGCCGCCGUUCCACUUCGCCCAGGAUCCGCACCUCCACCACCACCAGGGCAUGGUCCCCGUCCGCGGGAACCCGAUGCUGGAUUUGGGCAAUGUGGUCAAGACCUCGCCGAGCGACGAGGAGGACGUGGAUGACGGCCACCACCAUGGUGGCGGCGGCGGCAGCGGUAAGGAGGCCUCCCAGUGGCACCGGGUGAAGUGGAUCAGUGGCAUGGUCAAGCUGCUGGUGUCCGCCGUGGCCUACAUCGACGAGGACGUCGACAUGGACUACGGCACGGGCAGCGCCGCGAGGAGGAAGCACGCCAUGCUGAAGAGGAAGGGGAAGUGGAGGCUCGUCUCCGCGGCGAUGACCGAGAGGGGCUUCCCGGUGUCGCCGCAGCAGUGCGAGGACAAGUUCAACGAUCUCAACAAGAGGUACAAGAGGAUGACCGAGAUCCUUGGCCGGGGAACGGCGUGCCAGGUCGUCGAGCACCCCGAGCUUCUUGAAGGGAUGCGGCUCUCGGGAAAGCUCAAAGAGGAGGCUAGGAAGCACCUGAACUCAAAGCAUCUGCACUAUGAGGAGAUGUGCUCGUACCAUAACAGGAACAAAAUGUGUCUGUUUGAUGAUCCCGCCCUUCAGAAGUCAUUGCGUUUGGCGCUUAGGAGUGGAGAGGAGCAUGCAAAGAAGAACCCGUUUGGGUAUGAUGAUGAGGAUUUUUCUGACGAUGACGACGAAGAUGAAGAAUUCGAUGAUCUGGAGGUCAGCGCUGAAGAUCAUCACCAUGGAAUUCAUGGUGCCAAGAGGCUGAAGCAUGAUCAGGAGGAGACGCAUUUUGGGUCUAAUCUGUCAGAAGUUGCUGUUAUUGACAUGAACAAAAUGCUCUCUGAGGGAUCUGGUGGUCCAACUGCUGAAAAGAGUCCCUCUACCCCUGGUAUGCGUGAUAUUCGACUUGAAAAACGCCGCCUGAAGAUCAAAGCUCAGAUGCUGAAAAUUGAGCAGAAGCAUUUCAAGUGGCUGAGGUUCAGCAAGGAGAAGGACAGGGAAUUGGAGAAGAUGAGACUGGAGAAUGAAAAGAUGAAACUGGAGAAUGAGCGGUUGGAAUUGGAGCUGAAGCUUAAAGAAAUAGAGAUGGGUAUCAAACCAAAGAAGAUUUUUAGUGAUUGAAGCCUUGGAAUGAUAGAACUAGAAAUGGUUAGAGUUGCUGGUGAUCCUUUUGUCUUUUGCAGGAGCUUGCAGAUUUAGGGUCUUAUAUAUACAUUGAUCUGUGCCCCUGUUUGAAUUUUACCUUAGCUAACUGCAAUCGGUCAAGUGAAUGGCUAUUCCAGUUGUUAAGUGUUUAAACUUGGUACUAGUUGGCCUUUCAAAUGAUAAAUGUUUAAGCCGUCCUUGUACAUGCCUGCUGUUAACUUUCUGCAGUUGUUUGUGUGUUGCUAUUGACCUCUGAGUCUUUUUU
Molecule: messenger RNA, 2046 nt
Organism: Oryza sativa Japonica Group (Japanese rice)
Lineage: Eukaryota; Viridiplantae; Streptophyta; Magnoliopsida; Poales; Poaceae
Source: RefSeq, a predicted model, not a curated record